Messenger RNA from Phytomonas sp. Hart1, 264 nucleotides. NCBI's taxonomy places the organism in Eukaryota, Euglenozoa, Kinetoplastea, Trypanosomatida, Trypanosomatidae. The record is from the annotation of a GenBank genome assembly.
AUGAGGAGGCCCCCGCCAUCGCCCACGGCAGCCGGGAGAUCCGCGGCCACCUGGCCCAGCUUGACCAGCAGCUCGGCAUGCGAAAAGUGGAGAUCAUCAUCGCGGACCACACGCCCCUGCCGGACGGCAGCGUGCAGAUCUUCUGCCAAGGCGUCAUGUUCCUCCGGAUGUUCCGCCGGGUCUUCCUGCACGCCUUCGUGCUGUCCCCCGUGGCCUACCGCGGCGACACCUUCUUCAUCGCCUCCGACUACCUGCGCUUCAUGA